CAUACUUCUUUCACCUGAGAGAGGCUUCUACUUCAUUCAACCAUUAAAUGAAAUAGUGCAAAGAAAGCAUUGGCAAAUUGCUUUGGGUUUCUUCAUUGGGUUUCUCUCUCUUUCUCAAGCGACGAGUGUGAAUCAGGAAUAUGGAUGGUGAUUUGCCUAACAUAAAGAAAUGGAUUGUGAUGUAUCCUGUUUAUAUAAAUUCGAAAAAGACUGUAGCUGAAGGAAGGCGAAUUGGCAUCACCAAAGCAUGCGAAAACCCUACUUGUGCUGAAAUUGGUGAUUGCUGCAGCUAUCUUAAACUUCCUUUUGCAAUUGAGAUAGACAAGGCUUACCCUCGUGAUUUCAUGCAAAGAGGGCGAGUGAGGGUAUCGCUGAAAAAGGAGGAUGGGACUCUCUAUAAUUCCUCCAUCUCAUCCCGAAAGCAACUAAUGUUUCGCGUUGCAGAGAUGGUACCUAGACAUAGUGGAAGGACUAAGAAGCAGGAGACUGCAUCAACAUCAACUGCUGGACCUUCCACCAAAUCUGGGAAGGGUGGAAAAAAGAAGAGAUAAUUCUGUGUUUGAAGUAUUAUCGAACAUGUUAUUAGAGUGUCUUGCAGGAUAUCUUAUUUCUUAUAAUAGGAAUAAUUUGUCCCAACUAAGUUGAAGUUUUCCCACCCCAUUAUGUGUUUGUUAAACUUUAGCAUGUUGAGACUUUACAUUAUACUUAUAGGACAUUUUUGUUUUCAUAGAAUAUUGUCUUUGCUUUUUUCCUGACCUUUUUGCUAAAGUUGCAAGGGAAGAACCGCAGUACAUUUGUGCUUUAAAGCCAAGCAUCAGCUUUAGUAAGAACUCCACGAGUCCUUGUUAUUUUAG
This is a messenger RNA of Gastrolobium bilobum, 854 nucleotides long. RefSeq names its product signal recognition particle 19 kDa protein. Bases 141 to 551 code for a protein of 136 amino acids. Gene Ontology annotation, cellular component: signal recognition particle, endoplasmic reticulum targeting. Gene Ontology annotation, biological process: SRP-dependent cotranslational protein targeting to membrane, signal sequence recognition; SRP-dependent cotranslational protein targeting to membrane. Gene Ontology annotation, molecular function: 7S RNA binding. Lineage: Eukaryota; Viridiplantae; Streptophyta; Magnoliopsida; Fabales; Fabaceae. The transcript is spliced from 4 exons. The record is from RefSeq and is a predicted model, not a curated record.